UAGUUUUUAGCUAUCCCCAAAAAAGUUGCAGAAUUUUAUGAUACACUCAAAAAUGGCUGCCACUACUACUCUACUACCUAACUCCAUUUCUCCUUUCUUUACUAAUUCACCUUAUUUUGCUAUAACCCAUGUCACAAAUGUACCUUUCUUGAACAACAAUCCAUCUUUUUCCGCCAGAAAAUCAGGGAUUUUUUGCCCCAAUGCCAAGAAAAAAAAUCCAUGGCUUGACCCUUUUGACUAUGGUGAUGAUCCUGAAAUGGAGUAUGGUUCACUUUUUUCUGAAGGCAAACAAGAUGAAGAUCCAAGGCCACCUGAUAAUCCUGAUAACCCAUAUGGAUUCCUCAAAUUCCCAAUGGGAUACUCUGUUGAAAUUGCUUCAUUGGGUUUGAAAAUUAGAGGUGAUGUUAGGAGAUGUUGUUGUGUUAUUGAUGGUGGGGUUUAUGAGAAUUUGCUGUUUUUUCCAGCAAUUCAGAUGAUUAAGGAUAGGUACCCUGGUGUUCAAGUGGAUAUACUUGCAACAGCCAGGGGAAAACAGACAUUUGAGAUGAAUAAAAAUGUGAGGUGGGCUAAUGCAUAUGAUCUGGAUGAUGAUUUUCCUGAACCAGCUGAGUAUACUGAUAUGGUUGGAAUUCUUAAGAGUAGGUACUAUGAUAUGAUCCUGUCAACCAAACUGGCAGGGAUUGGACAUGCAGUAUUUUUGUUUAUGUCGACUGCUCGUGACAGAGUUAGCUACAUUUACCCAAAUGUGAAUUCUGCAGGAGCAGGAUUGUUUCUGUCAGAAACUUUUACACCAGAAACCAUGAACCUUUCCGAGGGCGGAUAUCAUAUGUACCGUCAGAUGAUUGAUUGGUUGGGCAGACCAGCUCGUAAAGUACCACGACAACCUUUACCUCCACUUAAAGUAUCAAUCUCAAGAAAGGUUAGGGAGGUUGUGGAGGCAAAAUAUAAGAAUGUUGGUGCACAGAAAGGCAAAUAUAUUGUGAUUCAUGGGAUUAAAUCAGAUUCAAAAGCUUCUAUGCAGUCAAGGGGUGAUACUGAUAGCUUGCUCCCAAUUGAGAUAUGGGCUGAGAUAGCAGAGGAGAUAAGGGGAGUCAAGCCAGUUUUUGUCAUUCCGCAUGAAAAAGAAAGAGAAAAUGUGGAAGAUGCAGCUGGUUAUGAUGCUAGUAUAGUGUUCAUAACCACCCCUGGACAGCUUGCUGCUCUUGUUGAUGACUCUGCUGGAGUGAUAGCUACAAAUACAGCUGCCAUACAACUUGCUCACGCACGUGGAAAACCAAGUAUUGGGCUAUUCUGCUCUGAGGAUAAGGCCAGAAGUUUUGUUCCCAAUGCAGAAGCAAAAAAAUGUGCAACUAUUUCAUCAAAGACUGGAAAAUUGGUUGAUAUUGAUGUUGAAGCUGUGAAGAGUGCUGUUCAAAUUUUCACCAUGCCCCUAGCAAUCUUCUAAUAUUGCAUCUUCCAGUUCUCUUCCAUAUAGUAAUGAAGUAUUCCUGUAAUUGUUACUAUUCCAUUUUCUUCUCAAUUGUAAUUAAUAGAAGCGGAAAGAUAUUUUCGUUCUUUUUUUAUCUCAACAACAAAGGAAUAUGAAGAUAUGUUAUUUAUCAAUAUGGCGUUUUAGGACAUUUUGAUAUCUUGUUUAUGAAGUUGGAAAGAUUGUUUAAGAAUAAAGAAUUUCACAA
Messenger RNA from Solanum tuberosum (potato), 1676 nucleotides. RefSeq names its product photosynthetic NDH subunit of subcomplex B 1, chloroplastic. Gene Ontology annotation, cellular component: chloroplast; NAD(P)H dehydrogenase complex (plastoquinone). The transcript has 6 exons. Bases 38 to 1444 code for a protein of 468 amino acids. Lineage: Eukaryota; Viridiplantae; Streptophyta; Magnoliopsida; Solanales; Solanaceae. Gene Ontology annotation, biological process: photosynthetic electron transport in photosystem I. The record is from RefSeq and is a predicted model, not a curated record.